AUGCAGCGCUACGGCGAUUCCCCCAACUUCAACCAGAGCGAGUUGCUCGAUGACUUGAUAAUAGACGAGAUACUCUCGUUGGAGGACGAGCAGCGCAUCCGGGGAAAGACACAACCGCUGCCGAUCUCGCACUCGUACGCCGACAACUUGACGAACAUCUCGGCGAGCCGACCCAUUCCCGGCGGGAAUAAUUCAUCUGGCGGCUCCGGGCACUCGACGUCUCCAGUGGGCGGUAUCGGAAUCCCGGGCGUUCAGUCGAACUCGUUCCGCCAUGUCGUCUCCUCAUCAGCCCCCACCUCAUCACACGAUAUGGAUCAUAUGGUGCGCGGCUCGUCGCAGGGCCCAAUCAACGGCGAUGACGGCGAUUUCUACCGGGACCGCAGGAAGAAGGACAUCCAUAAUAUGAUCGAACGCCGCCGGCGCUACAACAUCAACGACCGGAUCAAGGAGUUGGGGUUGAUGCUCCCGAAAGGCAGCUCAGAGGACAUGAAGCUCAACAAGGGCACCAUACUCAAGGCGUCGUGCGACUACAUUCGCCAGCUGCAACGCGACCGGGAUGUAAUGAUGAAGCAACAACAGCACCAGAGCAAGCUCGAGGUGACCGCCAAGCAGUAUGCCGAUCGAGUGCGGGAGCUCGAGGAGAUCCUCGCCCAGAACGGGCUGAACGCGCCGAGCGGAAACCUCCCGCCACUACCCGUCAUCCCAGCCGCGCCGCGCCAGAUCAAGCAGGAGAUUGACGAGAGCCCGAAUCAUACGCCGUGUGGAUCCCUGUCCUCAUCCGGCUUCAUGUCCCAACUGUCCGACACGACGGCCGCGAUGGCCAUCGCCAGCCCGAUCGGCCGAAUGCACCACAACUCCGACUACUUUGGCACAAGCCCCGACUAUCAGACGCCGCAGUGGAGGCCCGACAGCCACAAGAACAUGCCGUUCAGCGACCUCAUCAUGGAGGACAUGAACUUGGCGACGAAUCCGCUUCUACACUCGGACCCGCUAAUGUCCCAGGCCGGCGGGCCAUCUCCCAAUUUGGCGGCCAGCCAAAUGUCGCCGGAUAUUGGAUGGGACCAGUCGAACUUUAGCCCCGACGCCGGCCAGAACCAAAUGCACAACAACCACAACAUGGACUACACC
Messenger RNA from Mesorhabditis spiculigera, 1128 nucleotides. NCBI's taxonomy places the organism in Eukaryota, Metazoa, Nematoda, Chromadorea, Rhabditida, Rhabditidae. The record is from the annotation of a GenBank genome assembly.